AUGCUUCCCGCACGGACGACAGUCCAUGUUGAGGCAGUACUACCUCAAGGCAAAGGUAGCCGGAAGACUACGGGCAUCGUCACUGUGUUCCAGCAGUUCUGCCUCAACACAUCCCAGCACGGCUACAAGUACAUUGCUCUGCCCGAUCGUGUCUUUGUGGAAAGACUGCUGUGGGCGACGGCAGUGGCGGCAGCGCUGGUGACAUCUGCGAGCCUGGUGUGGCUGGCACUGCAGCAGCACAACUCGCGACCCACGCUAAUCGACAUCGAGACGUCGCACUACCCCGUGUGGAACUUCCCAUUUCCUGCUGUCACCGUCUGUCCCACAAACAAGGUGCACAAAGGCCAGCUGCACAGUCUCCUCAGCGAGUGGAGGAUCCCUAACGGCACGAGCCGGGAGCAGCUGCGGCGCGACGCAGCCUACGUGCCGGCGCUGCUGGGCAGGACGGCGGGCACUCACGGCGCGCUGGCCAGGCUCGCCGCCGCCGUCUCUGCCAACAACCUCACCGUCGCCGACUUCAUGCAAAAGGUAGCCCCGCAGUGCGAUCAGGUGGUGAUCAAGUGCCAGUUCAAAGGUCUCCAGAGACACUGCCAGAAGCUCUUCAAGACCGUGCUCACCGAAUGUGGCGUGUGCUGCAGCUUCAACUACAGGGCCGCCCGCCCCGCUAUGCAACAAAGAAACAGUGCAGACAAUCUAAACGAUGUUGUCAGGAUGAGCGCUUGCGGACGCCAAAUGGGCUUGUCCAUCCUGAUAAACGACGACCGCAAUGAUUAUGUUACCACAACGGAGGCAUCACAUGGUGUUAAGGUGCUGGUGCACGACGCGCUGAACGUGCCGGCGGAGACGAGCGCGGCGUGGCUGGCGUCCCCCGGGCAGGAGGUGCUGCUGUCGCUGCAGCCGCAGCUGAUGUACGCGACGCAGGCGGCCCAGCACGAGCGGCCAGGCCGCCGCGGCUGCCUGCUGCGCGAGGAGCGGCCGCUAGACUUGGAGCGCGCCUACUCCAGCCACAACUGCCGCCACGACUGCCGCAACAACCGCACCUGGCAGCUCUGCGCCUGCCUGCCCUUCCACGUCCACGACAAGGAGGAACUGGAGGCGGAGCAGGGUGAGAGCUGCAACUGCGCCCCGGAAUGCUCCUCUGUGGAGUAUCUCGCCGAGGCGUCCACUGGCAUCCUGAAGGCGGCUCGCUACCCAGCUUCCGAUCACCUCAUGGAUGGAGUGAAUGACAGUUCUAUCUCUGAAGUGAUGCUGAUCCAUGUCUUCUUUGUGGAUUUGGUGGGCACCCGAUACCGCAGGGAUGUCUACUCUACAUGGCGUGGGCUGCUCGCGUCGGUAGGCGGUUUACUGGGGCUGUGUAUGGGAGUCAGCCUGCUGAGCUGCUUCGAGCUGGCGUACUUCUUCACGGCACAGCCGGCGCUGCGUGCGGUGAGGAGUCGCCAGAUGGCCUCCCAGCGCUGA
Molecule: messenger RNA, 1458 nt
Organism: Schistocerca gregaria
Lineage: Eukaryota; Metazoa; Arthropoda; Insecta; Orthoptera; Acrididae
Product: sodium channel protein Nach-like
Exons: 9
Coding region: 1-1458 (485 amino acids)
Biological process (GO): sodium ion transmembrane transport
Cellular component (GO): membrane
Molecular function (GO): ligand-gated sodium channel activity
Source: RefSeq, a predicted model, not a curated record